Electrophorus electricus (electric eel) is the source of this 19402-nucleotide messenger RNA. RefSeq lists its product as uncharacterized. Lineage: Eukaryota; Metazoa; Chordata; Actinopteri; Gymnotiformes; Gymnotidae. Gene Ontology annotation, molecular function: protein binding. The record is from RefSeq and is a predicted model, not a curated record.
AUGAUGGUGUGGAUUGCCGGCUCUGCCCUGCUGGUUUCUCUUUGCCGCCCUGGAGAGGAGCCCAGCCUAAACCGAAGCGAGUGCAUCCAAUGCCCCCAAGGCUACUUCUCCACCCUGUGCAGCGCCCAGUGCGAGCUGUGCCCAGCAGGCACUUAUUGCCCCUACAGGGGCAUGUCCCAGCCAGUGGCAUGUGGCGUGGGGCAGUACACUGAUAAAGAAGGACAAAGCUCAUGUAAGAGCUGCGAGGGCAGUGUGGCAUGUGGAGGGGCAAUAGGGGCAGGUCGGGCAGGUGGUCAGCCCAGGGUCAGAGCCGAGGUGCAGCUGCGCUCCGGGACCAAGACACCCGUCUCCUGUCCCCCUGGCACACAUCGAGAUGGAGUAGGUCCUGGCUGCCAUCCAUGUCCUCUUGGACAUUACUGUGUGGGAGGUGUUGCCAUGCAGUGCCCCGCUGGAAGAUACGGGCCUAAAGAGGGACUCCAGCGAGAGAGAGACUGCGUCAUGUGUCCCGCAGGGUUUUACUGCCUGGAGGGCACUUCCCGGAGGCCUGGGUCUCAGUUUCUAUGCCCACAAGGCUAUUAUUGUGAGGAGGGCACUGCUGUGCCACACGGGUCACCAUGCCCGGCUGGUACAGCAGGAGGACAGCUGGGUCAAACAAGCAGAGCCGCCUGCAACAGGUGUGCAGAGGGUCGCUACUGUCCUGCAGGCUCUGCAGGCCCUGGCUUGCUCUGUGCCCGAGGGAGAUACUGCCCAGCAGGCACUGUUGUAGAGGUUCGGUGCCCACGAGGCACCUUCACGCCUCAUCAAGGAGCUCUAAGUGUGAAGGACUGUCUGAAGUGCCCGGGAGGUUUCUACUGCCCAGAGGGCACAAGUGACCCCUUGCCCUGCCAGCCAGGCACAUUUAACCCAUUAGAGGGGCAGGAUGCACUGGCAGACUGCAGGCCAUGCUACCCGGGCAAGGCCUGUACACAGGUGGCAUUGAAGUCACCUGACGUUGACUGCAUGCCGGGAUUUGUAUGCCCGCCUGGCACUGCGCGACCAAAUGACCCUGCCAACGCGUGCCCACCCGGAACCCUGAGCAAUCAGACAGACCUGACGGACCGCUCCCAGUGCCAUAGGUGCCCGGCCCGCUAUGCCUGCCUGCGAGGCACUGGUGGCAUACAGAGGCCCCCACUCUCAUGCUUCCCCGGGCAUUUCUGCCCAGCUGGAACGAUGUUUCCCACCCAGCAUAAGUGCCCGGCAGGCACCUGGAGUGAGCGCAGUGGGCUGGAGUCGGAGAAUGAGUGUCGGCCCUGCCCGCGAGGAUGGUACUGCCUGCCAGGUGUCGGCACUCCAUCUGGAAGGUGCACCUCGGGGCACUACUGCCCUGAAGGCACUCUGUACGGAACACAGUUCCCCUGCCCUCGGGGCACCUACAGCACAAAGAUGGGCAAUGGAGGAAAGGAAAACUGCAUAGUAUGCCCUGAAGGAUAUUACUGUAAGGAAGGCACCUCCAAGCCUACAGCCUGCCCACCGGCAACGUUUCGCCAGAUGAAAGGAGGCCAGCGACUGGAGGAUUGCUUUGUAUGUCCAGCUGGCUAUUCCUGCCCCCACGCAGCCACGGUCAACCCCAGAGUGUGUGGGACUGGCAGUUACUCUGACGAGGGCUCAGAGGAAUGUCUGCCGUGCCUCCCAGGUCACUACUGCAGUGAUGAAACCACCAGUGAGGAGGCCAUGCGCAGGGUGAUGGUCUGCCCACCAGGCUUCCUCUGCUCUAAAGGCUUGGACCGGGAGCCCCAGCGCUCGGCCAUUCUCUGCCCUAUAGGUUUCUACUGCCCUGGGGGUGGUAUUAACCCCAAUCCCAUAGCAUGCCCCAAUGGCACAUACAGUGACCAGCCCGGGCUACGCCAACCCUCAGACUGCACCAUGUGUCCAGUGGGGAGGUACUGCUUCUCACCGCAGCCUCAGGAACAGCCCAUAACCCAACCAACUGGGGGCUGUCCUGAUGGCUAUUACUGUCCUCUGGGCACUGGUCAUCCUCUCUCGUUCCCAUGUGAGUCAGGAUUCUUCAGAAACGAGUCCCACGGGCACAGCGGAGGCGCUUGUGAGAAAUGUCCAGCCGGACAUUACUGCGCCGGUGUGGCAACACGCACGCCUUCGGUCUGCCCAGAGGGCUUUUUCUGUGUGGAGGGGAGCUCUUCCCCAGUGCCGUGUGAGGAGGGCACCUAUAGCUCUCGGCCAGCUUUGCAUGAGGCCUCAGAAUGUACCCCUUGUGGCGGGGGCAAGUACUGCACUGGAGUGGGCAGAAAAGAAUCUUCAGGGGUUUGUCAGAGAGGAUUCUACUGCAGACAAGGAUCUACUAGUGCUACACCUCUUGAUGGGCACACCGGAGGCCUGUGCCCUCCAGGCAGUUUUUGCCCACCAGGCUCUGCACACCCACAGCCCUGCCCAUCAGGAACCUUCAGCAACAGCACAGGCCUGACACACGAGAAACAGUGCAUCCGAUGUCCUGCAGGUUAUUACUGUUUAGGGUCAAACUUGACCUCUCCGACUGGACUGUGCUCUGCGGGCUACUAUUGCACUGGCGCUUCUACAACUUCUAUUCAGUAUCAAACUGAUAAAGGUCACUACUCUCCAGAGGGAGCAGCAACAGCCAUGCCCUGCCCUUUGGGCACUUUCCAACCAGGAAAAGGCCAAAGUUCAUGCCUUGAGUGCCAGCCGGGUCGACUGUGCAACCUGACAGGCCUGUCCCAGCAGCCUCUAUGCCCAGUAGGACAUUACUGCCCAGUUGGGUCUUCAAAUGCGCAUCCCUGUCCCCCUGGAACCUACGGGGCAAAUCCAGGAGCAGAGAAGGUGCAGCACUGUGGCCCCUGUGACGCCGGGCAGUACUGCCACAUUCCUGGCCUCUCUGCCCCUCAGGGACCCUGUGAGCCCGGAUUCUACUGUAGCGGCGGAGCCAACACCGCCACUCCGGUGAACUUCAGGUUCGGAGACGUUUGUCCUGCGGGUUAUUACUGCCCCAAAGGCACCAAGCACUCGCGUCAGUACCCCUGCCCCCCUGGCACCUGGGGCAAUGUGGUGGGUGCUCAGAACAUGUCGUACUGCUGGCUCUGCCCGGCAGGAUUCUACUGCAACAGCACUGGUCUCUCUCAGCCCACAGGAAUAUGCAGUGCAGGGUUUUACUGUACUGGUGGUUCUAAGACCUCCAUGCCUGAAGAUGGAGUUACAGGAAACAGGUGCCCAGCAGGAUAUUACUGCCCCCAAGGAUGCACUUCACCCCAACACUGCCCUGAUGGCACUUACUCCAACACUACAGGUGCUACAAAGUGCAGCAACUGCCCUCCUGGAUGGCUCUGCCCGGAAGGAGAGGAGGUCCAGCUGUGUCCAGAGGGACAUUACUGCCUGGGGGGCACAGUGGAGGAUGUCCUUCCCUGCCCUCCAGGCACAUACAACUCCAAAGCAGGGCAGAGCCAAGUAGAGCAAUGUUCACUGUGCUCAGCUGGAAAGUACUGUGAGGACUGGGGACUGGUGGAACCAUCUGGUCCCUGCCAGUCGGGGUAUUUUUGUCUAGCAGGCAUAAAUUUCAGGAACCCUGAUGGGAACUUCAGCACUGGGGUGGGGGGGGCAUGCCCUGUAGGCCAUUACUGCCCUGAGGGCAGUAGUCUACCCCUGCCCUGCCCCCUUGGGACCUUCUCAAGCAGCCUGUACACGAGACAGAGCUCAGAUUGCAGUUUGUGCCCCGCGGGGCAGUUCUGUGGCUCCGUAGGCCUGAGCAGGCCUUCUGGACCCUGUCAGGAGGGAUUCUACUGCCCCAGUGGAGCUACCUCCCCCACCGGUUCUGGCACAGAUGGUGGACUCUGUCCUCGAGCUCACUUCUGCCCAGUAAGCAGUGCUAUGCCCCUGCCCUGCCCAGCAGGCAGCUACACCAACCUUACAGGCCAGUUUAGGUGUAGCCCUUGCCACGCGGGAUACUACUGCCCAGAGAACACCAGCAGCUACACCCAGUUCCCGUGUCCGCCUGGCUUCUACUGCCCCAACGGCACGAAGCAUGCCACCCAGUUCCCAUGCCCAAGAGGCUACUAUAACCCUGAGCCUAUGACCCAGAGCCUGGACAGCUGUCUGCCCUGCCCCCCAGGCCACUACUGUGAAAGGGAAAGGCUGACAUCUGUGUCAGGGAAAUGUAAAGCUGGCUGGUUCUGUGUGUCUGCUGCCUGGAGCCCUCAGCCCUUUGAUCUGGACAACUACACCAACGCCAACUGCCUGUGUCCAGCCACCUCCACCGGGGGAAGAUGUCAGGCAGGCUACUACUGCCCGACAGGCAGUUCCGAGCCUGUGUCUUGCCCGCCUGGAGCUUUCUGCAAUGCCACCGGUCUGGCUUUAAUGAGUGGCCCUUGCUCUUCUGGGUAUUACUGCAUCGGGGAGGCAACUGAGCCCAAACCAACAGAUGGCGUUACUGGUGACGUCUGUCCUCCGGGCUUCUACUGCCCUGAGGGCACCAGUGAGCCUGAGCCGUGCCCAGCGGGGACCUUCUCCCCGGCGGCUGGCCUGAAGCGCCAGGCCGAGUGCCAGCCCUGCACGGCUGGUCACUACUGCAGGUCCAGAGGCCUGACGGCUCCCACUGCACGCUGUAGUCAGGGUUACUGGUGUCUGCCCGGUCAGACUGCUGACCUAGCUCUGCCUUGUCCGAUGGGUCACCGCUGCCCCUCAGGAAGCUCCGCCCCAGUUCUGUGCCCCUCUGGGACCUACCAGGACCAGUGGAAGCAAGCCAACUGCAUAAUCUGCGGAGAGGGUUUUUACUGUGAUGAGAACGUCACAGCGGCUAAUGUGUCACUCCCCCAGCCUUGUAUUAAGGGACAUUACUGCCCUAAAGGAACAAGCUAUGCCACUCAGUUCCCUUGUCCUGUGGGUACCUACAACCCGAGGGAGGGCAUGGCCAGCCUAACUGGCUGUCUCCUGUGUCCGUCAGGACACUUCUGCCCUACUUUGGGCCUAGCAGAGCCUGCAGGACUGUGCUUCUCUGGAUACUGGUGUAGGGAGGGCUCCCACACUGCCAGCCCGUCAGGGAGGCUUUCUAUACUGCCCAUCAGGGAGAGCUCCCACACCGCCAGCCCAUCAGCUGCUUCCAUAGGUUCACUUUGUCCGGUUGGACACUACUGCCCUAAAGGCACCAGCAGUCCUGUGCCCUGUCCUGCUGGCACCUGGUCUGACACCACUGGGAUAAAGAGUGAGGAUGAGUGCCAGCUGUGCCCAGGAGGGUUCUACUGUGCCACCGCUGGCCUCAUGGUGCCCUCUGGGCUCUGCUCAGAAGGGUUUUAUUGUGUUGAGAAAGCAAAGAUUCCCACACCUACUGACGGGACCUCAGGAAACGUGUGCCCAGAGGGUCAUUACUGUCCUCGUGGAACCACUCGACCUAUGCCGUGUGAUCCGGGGACUUUUAUGACUGCCACACAGGCCUCUCAGUGCUGGCCCUGUACUGCUGGCUGGUACUGUGUGGACGGGGCUCAGUUACCAUGUCCACAAGGUUUUUACUGUAUGGAGGGCACAGGUUAUGACUGGGUGCCUUGUCCACCGGGGACGUACAGUCCUGACCCAGGCCUGAGGGCACGUUCCCAGUGCAGGGAGUGUAAUGGUGGACACUACUGCGCUCACCAGAACGCCACCUCUGUCUCCGGUCACUGCUCUGCAGGCUAUCACUGCUCUCGAGGAAACAUCUCACCCAAGCCCUCCACAUGGUCUGCAGGAGAAGGCGGACCCUGUCCUGUGGGUUAUUAUUGCCCACAGGGAACCGCUGACCCACAGGCUUGUCCAGAGGGGACUUUUAGCAACAGGACCAGACUAACGUCACAGGACGAGUGCGUGCCCUGCUUGCCUGGCCGGUACUGUAACGCCACCGGGCUGACCUCUCCCACGGGGGAAUGCUGGGAAGGCUUCUACUGCAAACAAGGAGCUUCGCUCCCAAACGCUUUGAACCGAGACAGCCGAGGAGGACCGUGUCCCACGGGUUAUUUUUGUCCCAGAGGAUCCAGCGCUCCACAGACCUGUCCACCAGGAUCUGUUAGCAACAGUGAGGGCCAGGCCAGAUGCAGUCUCUGUCCUCAGGGUUUCUUCUGCCCUGCUAAUGGCUCUGCAGUCGAAGGUAGCGAAUGCCCAGUAGGUCAUUACUGCCCCCCAGGCAGCUCUCUGGAAGAUCAGCAUCCCUGUCCUCCAGGGACUAUUAAUCCAUAUAAAAGAAAGGGCAGUCCGGACGACUGCACACUCUGCCCUCCAGGGUUCUUCUGUGAGGCGUCUGGUCAGGGCACCCCGUCUGGACCGUGUGCCGCAGGACACUUCUGUCUCUCAGGGGCAGUGUCCCCAAUACCGGAAGACGGCGUGACUGGUGACCAGUGUCCUCCUGGGUAUUACUGCCUCUCAGGCUCCUCCUCUCCACAGCCAUGUCCACUAGGUCACUACAGUACCAGAAACAAGAGUACUGAGCUCUCUUCCUGCGUGCCCUGUCCUGCUGGAUUUGCUUGUUCCAACAGGGGGCUCUCCGCUCCCUCUCAUGUCUGCCAUGCUGGGUACUACUGCCCACAAGGCCAGAACUCCAGCCAGCCUGCUGACUAUGUCUGCUCACCUGGCCAUAGGUGCCCUGCACGCAGUCCUGCCCAGAUGGCCUGUGCACCAGGGACCUAUCAGAGCCUACAUGGACAGGCAGAGUGUGUGCUCUGCCUGCCUGGCUUUUUCUGCGCAGGCUCAUUUCAUCCUGGUACAGGGACUAUGGGAGGGUGCAGUACACCUGCCCCAUGUCCUCUGGGGCACUACUGCCCGGCAGGUACACAAUUUGGGGAGGAGUUCCCCUGUCCAGCUGGUACUUACGCUGCUGAGAUAGGCCUGUCGAGUAUGGAGCAGUGUACUCCCUGUCCUGCUGGGCAGUACUGUGGCUCUCCUGGCCUGGCCAGCCCUUCUGGAGACUGCUCUCCAGGGUAUGCGUGUAUGCGAGGCUCCUCCGUCUCACAGCCACCUGGAGACAUCACGGGAAGAAAAUGCACAGCAGGCUUCUAUUGCCCUUCAGGCACCAGCCACAUGCAGCCCUGCCCACCAGGCACAUUCAGCUCCCUAGAAGGGGCAGUAUCUCUAACAGAGUGUCAGUCGUGUUCACCGGGGCAGUACUGUGGAGACUACGGACUAAGUGCGCCAUCUGGCCCGUGCCGUCCAGGAUAUUACUGUGUUCUAAGUUCAGCCUCCCCCACGCCUCACCGUAACACGAGCAGUGAGUGCAAUGUGAAUGUGUCCGAUGCAGAACACCAGGGCUUCGCUGAGGUUCACCUCACCGGUGAUGUCUGUACUGCAGGGCAUUAUUGCCCCUCAGGAAGCUCCCAGCCUCUGCCCUGCCCACCAGGAACAUACGUGGGCCAACGUGGUUCUGUCUCUGAGCUUGACUGCGUGCCCUGUGCACCUGGGUUUUAUUGUCCCGACUGGGGCCAGAGCUCCGUUGAGUUGGGCUGCCCUGAGGGUUGGUUCUGCCCUGUAGGCUCUGUGACUGGACGUCAGCCUGGUCAGCAAUGCCCACCUGGUCAUUCGUGCCCAUAUGGCAGUGCUGAGCCCUCCGUCUGUCCCUCUGGCACCUACCAGUCUCGACCCGCUCAGCCAUCCUGCCAGACAUGCCCCCCAGGCUUUUACUGUCCAGACGGGGCAUCCACUCCCAUGCCCUGCCCAGCAGGCACACUGAGUCAGGUGGCAGGGUUGCUGGCUAAACAGGACUGCACUCCCUGCGCUCCAGGAUUUUACUGUAACGCUAGUGCACUCACCAGCCCCUCAGGGCCAUGUAUUGCUGGGCAUUUCUGUUUGUCCGGAGCCACAGAGCCAUCCCCAGUCUCUCAGGUGUAUGGAGACAUCUGCCCAUCAGGGCACUACUGUCCUGAGAGUAGCAGUGCUCCUUUGCCCUGUCCUGUUGGGCACUUUCUUCCAGAUAAAGGAGCUUCUUCUAUUGCUCUGUGCUUGCCCUGCCUUCCAGGCAGGUACUGCCCCACACUUGGCUCCUCUCAGCCAUCAGGGUUUUGCACCGCCGGUCACUACUGUACAGGAGGCUCAGAAACUGCAGCUCCGCACGCCAAACCUUCUCAGCGUGUGUGCUUCCGUGACGCCAUUCCAGAGUUCUGUGACCUCAUUCCAGAGCCCGGCCACUCGGCAUACUGUCCCGCACGUCCUGCUCCCACCCCAGGCAGCAACGCAGACUGCGGUAGGCGAGUGAUGUGCGCAGGCUUUAGAGGAGACAUCUGUCCCACAGGGUUCUACUGCCCCGUGGGGUCAUCGCUGCCCCAGCUAUGUGAUGCAGGCUCUCACUGCAAUCAGACUGGCCUCCAAACUCCUGCAGCCCUAUGUCCUGCUGGCUUUUACUGCCCUAAAGGUUCCUGGAGUCCUUUUACUACACUCUGUCCUGUUGGACACUAUUGCCCCAGAGGGACGACUUUGCCCCUGCCCUGCCAACUAGGCACACUGAAGAGUACUGCUGGGGGAGGCAGCAUAGAACACUGCUCUGUAUGCCCAUCCGGAUAUUUCUGUGACCAGAGAGGCCUAACAGAACCCAGUGGUCUGUGCUCGAAGGGCUAUUAUUGUCCUGGAGGGCAGAAUUCCUCUCAGCCUUUAGAGCAUAAAUGCAGAGUAGGUCACUACUGUGAAGAGGGAAGUGUGAGAGGUCGAGCAUGUCCUGUGGGUAGCUACCAGCCUUGUGAGGGCCAGCACGAAUGUGAGGUAUGCCUUGCUGGCUUCUCCUGCCCUGAGGAAGGUAUGACUCAUCCAGCCCCAUGUGAACCUGGAUUCUAUUGUCCAGCGGGAACAGCCAAUCAGAAGCCAUGUCCUGCAGGGACCUAUGGAAACAGGUCUGGCAUGACUGAAGCAUCUGAAUGCACCCCAUGUGACCCAGGCACAUACUGUGCAGGUGCAGGAAGUACCUCCCCCACUGGCCCCUGCACUGCUGGCUUCCUGUGCUUUGGUGCGGCUUCACUACCAUCCCCUACAGACAAUGUGACAGGCUCGCAGUGCCCACCAGGCUCGUACUGUCUCUCUGGGAGCCUUACUCCAACACUCUGCCCCAAAGGCACAUUCAGUGUGCAGCCUGGAUUGAAAGAUGCAGGGCAGUGCCAGAGCUGCUCCCCUGGCUUCUUUUGUUCGGAACCAGGCUUGUCUACACUUAGUGGUCCCUGCCUGCCAGGCUAUUACUGCACUGAGGGAUCUCCCACUGCAGCCCCUGUGUCUGCGGCGUUUGGGGAUCUGUGCCCUCCAGGGCAUUACUGUGGCAAUGGCAGCACUGUGCCCACCUCUUGCCCUGCAGGCACUCAUCGGCCUGAGAGAGGUGGAAAGGGCACAGGGGAUUGUAUGCCUUGCCCUGAAGGACUGUUUCAGGAUCAGAAAGGGCAAAAGGAGUGUAAACCCUGUCCUCCCGGCUUCCACUGCCCCUCCUCCACCCAACGGUCUGAUGGGAGCAGUGCUCCACUAAUCUGUCCAGAGGGUUAUUAUUGUCCAAAUGACACACUGUCAGGCAGGCCUGUUCCUUGCCCCAAAGGCACAUAUAGUAAUACUCAAGGCCUUUCAACAGCAGAUGAGUGCCUCGUAUGUCCGUUGGGCUAUUUCUGUGCUUCACACGGACUGGUCCAGCCUUCUGGGCGCUGUGCCUCCGGAUUCCUCUGUUUUGUGCGUGCCACAGUUCCUAACCCCAAUGACAACGACACAGGCACUCUUUGUCCACCGGGGGCAUACUGCCAGCUGGGAGUCAAAACUGGUGACUGCUCUCCAGGCUACUACUGUAAUUGGGGAUCUAGCAGCCCAGACCAGACACUCUGUCCAGCAGGAUUCUUUUGCCCAACAGGCACAGAGAGACCCAUUGCCUGUGGGGCAGGGACAUUCAGCUCAGUGAUGGGGAACAGUGUCAGAGAUAACUGUGAACCAUGCCCAGCAGGCUACUAUUGUCAGGGCGAAGGGGUGGUGGAACCUGCUGCGUGCCCCCAGGGGUUUUACUGCCCCUUAGGCACAGUGAUUGGCACAGAGUUCCCAUGCCCACAAGGGACAGUGCGUCCUCUGCCUGGAGCCUCUAGUGAAGAGGACUGCUUACCAUGCCCUUCAGGCAUGUUCUGUGCUUCUCCUGGGCUUUCCGAGCCUACUGGGCACUGCCAGGAUGGAUACCACUGCCCCCCUGGAGCCAUUAGCCCCAAUGCCACAGGACAAACAAUGGAAUCUGUUAGUAAUAACGUGUGCCCUCCUGGACACUACUGCCCAGUUGGCACUGGUUACCCUUUCCCGUGCCCUGCUGGCACAUUCUCCAGCACCCCAGGCUUAAGCAGAGUGGAGCAGUGCCAGCCAUGCCCACCGGGCCACUUCUGUGAGCAGCCUGCGAUGGUCCGACCCUCCGACGCUGUGCUCUGUGAUGCUGGGUAUGUGUGUCUGGGCGGCAGUCGCAGUGCUCGUCCGGUAGAUGGUCUAGAGGGAUACCUUUGUCCUAGUGGGUAUGGUUGCUCCAUUGGUACCUCUGCGGAAGUGCCUUGUCAGCCUGGCACCUAUAGCAGUGCCCCCGGGGCAGCCCACUGUCUCCCUUGCCCAGCUGGCACUAUGUGUCCCUCUUCAGCCACUCAGGAGCCUUCCCCAUGCCCUAAAGGUCAUUUCUGUCCUGCUGGUAGUGCCACAGGCCUGCAAUGCCCAGCGGGAACUCUUGGUCUGGUCAGCAGGGCUCAGUCUGAGGAUGCCUGCGUGGCCUGCCCAGCUGGUCUCUACUGUGGCCUCCCUGGCGCCUCUCAGCCACAAGGUCCAUGCCAGGAAGGAUAUUUUUGCCAGAGUGGCUCUUCACAUCCAGCCCCACUGAACACAUCCAAUGUCCUGAGGAAUGGCCCCUGCCCACAGGGCCACUUCUGCCCCUCAGGCACCCUCUCACCACUGCCCUGCCCAGCAGGCAGCGUUCGUAAUCUCACUGGUGGGUCUUCCAUAGAGAGCUGCCUGCCCUGUCCUUCUGGGUAUUACUGUGCCAGCGAGGGCCUAGAUUCUCCCAGUGGUCCCUGUGCUGCGGGCUUCUACUGCCCUGCAGGUUUCUCCUCCACCACACCUCACCCUUUCCUCUGUCCUAAGGGCCACUACUGUCCCUCGGGCUCUGCCCUGGCCUUGCCCUGUCCCAUGGGACAGUAUCAGCCCAAUCCAGGCUCAGACAGCUGCAUACCAUGCCGCCCAGGCUUCUACUGUGAAGAAGUAGUAUUGGGAGACCCUUUACCAUGCCCCCCUCACUCCUACUGCCCAGCAGCUACUAUGGUGCCACGGCUCUGCCCCAAUGGCACUUAUACUCCUCCCAAUAUAGGAGGUCUGCAGGAUGAGAGAGAGUGCCUGCCCUGCCCCUCAGGAAGGUUCUGCAGGGGCGGUCGGAUCCAAGGGCCGUGCGCCGCUGGCUAUUGGUGUGUGUCUGGAAGUUCUGAGUUGUCCCCGCAGGGCACCGUCCUGCACAACAGAAGCCAGUGUGAGUGGCGCCUACAGUGUGCUGGGCCCUGUCCUGCUGGGUUCUAUUGUCCAGAGGGCUCAGAACGACCUCAAGCCUGCCCUGCUAAUACUUUAAAAGAAACUGUGGGAGGAAGGAGCAUAAAUGAUUGCCUUCCCUGCCCAUCAAGACACUGGUGCAAAGAGGGUGAUCCUGUGCUCUACAUGUGUCCGGAGGGUCAUUACUGUGAUGGCAUAAUUGAUUAUGAGUCUAAGGGUAGGCCUGGUCCAAAGGAGUGUCCCCAGUUCACCUACCGUCCCACCGCUGGGGCCGGGAGUAAAGGGCACUGUGUCACGUGCCCCCCCGGAACUUUCUGCAAUGCUACAGGUCUCACUGAUUUCUCCAGUUUUCCCUGCCCCUCUGGUUACUGGUGCAGUGGGACAGGCCUGCCAGUCCCCUGCCCUGCAGGCACCAUGAGCGCACUACCAGGGGCAGCUUCUGCCAGCCAGUGUGAGCCCUGUGCAGCUGGUACCUUCUGCCCUGACCCUCGCCUUACAGGCCAGCCUAACACUGCAGGUAUUCCAUGCAGAGCAUCGUACCAGUGCCCCACAGGAUCAGCGGUGGAGACCUUGUGCAGAGCAGGUUCAUUCUGCAGACCACAAACUGGGGAACCUACACCAUGCCCUGCUGGCUACUACUGCCCUGAAGGCUCACGCACCUACAAUACACCCCAGCAAGUUUGCACAUACCCACAUUACUGCCCAGCCAACAGCUCUACAACGCUCUCCUGUGAUGGUGGGUUCAUGCCCUUGAACACCAGUGGCCCGAGGGUUUCUCACAACACUGCCUGCAUCCUGUGUAAGGCAGGGACCUAUCGGCCAAGCCACUCGCCUCACUUGCACUGCUUCACCUGCCCACCAGGCUACCACUGCCCUCCAGGUGCAGACCACUUUAGUGGUCAGUCAUGUCCAGUGGGGCACAUUUGCCCACUGGGGUCUUCCAGCCCUGUCCCAUGCCCUCCAGGCACCUACGGGAACCGCACCAAUGCAGAGCUCCUUGAGGAGUGCCACCAGUGCCCUCCAGGCACAUUCAACCACCUGCACGGCCAGAGAGCCUGCUUCCCUUGUGGGAGCUCCUCCACGUCAGGCCGAGGGGCAGCCUCGUGCACGUGCAUGGGCAAACACCGGGCAUUUCAACGGUCUGACGGUUCCUGUCUGUGCAAAGCUGGCUAUGUCUUCUAUGACGAACUGGACUUCAAGAGUUCCAGCGCUGACAGCGACCUGGACUGCCAGCCCGAGGUGAAUAAACGCUGUGGAGCUGGACAAGUGAGACUGGCUUCCUCCCAAGAGUGUGUUUCCCCCUCUCAAUACUCCUGUAACAUUACCUGUGGACCUCAGGGUGGGAGUUUGGACGUAGGCUUGGGCGUCUGUCACUGUGAGGUGUAUGUGUCAGCAGAGGAGCUGUGCGAUGCCUUGUGUAUGUCUACACUGCCGCUGCUGUCUGUCCGACUGUCUUCAGAUGGACAACUGCUGCUUAGGAUUAAAGAAAUUGAUGAAAGCAGGACCUGGAGCAGAAAGCUGCUGCAUGUGCUGGGGCCUGACGCUCACGUCAGCAACAUCGGAAACCUCCACUUUGUCCAGUUCUCCACAGAAGGACUGUUUGGUUGGAUUUUAAAGGACAUUGCACUGAUUGACACCUUUUUGUCAGAACCAUUUGAAAUUCUGGAUGGAAAUCAUAGAGAGAGAAGGCACCCCAUUGAGGAAGAGUUCCUGAUGUCCAGGCCCCUAUCUCGCAUCCGCAACCCCAUAGCCUGCCUGUCUCCCUCCGACAUGCUCAUCUUCCAGAUAACUAUCAACUUCACUGACCGCCUGCUCAGCCACUUCCCAGUCUAUCAGAAGGAUCAUUUAUUCAGCAGUAACCCGGCCUGGGACUUUGGCUCUUUCCGACGUUUGUCGCGCCUCAUCAGACAUUCCCGCAUCAACUCCACCAGGUUCGCGCAUGUGUUCUCUGAGCCCGGGCAGUAUGUGUUUACGGACAACGCGGUGCCAGACUGGAGCCUGGUCGUGGUGGUGAGAGACGUAGGCACGGAGUGCGACCGUGCCACCUUCCAGCCUGCCUCUCCGGCCCAGCUGGUGCGCCACGGGGUCAUCAGGAAGCAGCGCCUCAACCUCCUGCCUGACUGGGUCACUAUCACAGGGAUCUUGAUUCUGUUGCUGGUGCUUGUAGUCGUGACAACCGUGUCUGCCCUACUGCUGGGGUCUAACCGAACAAGUCUCAUUGCUCAUGGAAGACCCAAGCCCAAAUGGCGCAGCCUGGGACAACCUAGUGUUCCUGCCGAGUACAUUUACAGCGGAGAGCCCAGUGGACCGGCAGGACUCCGGGGGGCAGGUGAGGGUGCAGAAGCAGAGGAAGCUGCUGUAUGCACAGGAUGUAAGAAGACACUAAUGGAGCUGGAGGAGUUCAACGUGAAAACGCUGUAUGAUAAACUGGAGGACCAGAACCUGCACAUAGCAUCACAGCUUGCCAAGCACCGCAAAGACACACAGGAGUUCUACAGGAACAUCUGCCAGCAGACUGACGCCCUGCAGGACAUCUUGGAGAACAUGGAACCCUCAAAGGCUAUCGAAUGGAAGAAGAUGAUGGAGAAUGAUACACAAGCCAAGAAAGAAUUGAUCCGUGUGGAGCCAUGGCUAGGCUUGACAGAAGCUGUCAUCAGAUCUUUAGAGGCAGUGUUGUGCGGUUUGAAUAGAGAAAACACAGCAGCCAGCAGGCACAGAGACACUGCAGAGAGUGAGCGCCACACCAGCUACACCCAGAUUUCCUCGGCUGACAUGAGCAAAAUGAAAAUCAGGCCUGACACAGAGGUGACUUCCAGUGAUCCAACAGGCCAGUCGAGCACCGCAGCCUAUGUGAGUGAGGAAGAUCUGGGCAAGUUGGUGGCGUUGACCCCCCUCACCAGGACCCUCCAGGACAUCCAGCAGAGGCUACAGGCACUCGGCCACACGCCCAGAGCAGAGCAAGAGCUGAUAAUACCCAAUGACGCAGCAGAUGGUCAGCCAGCGCACCUGAUCCCUGUUGCCCUUGACAACCUCCCCCCACGGUGCUUUGCGGUCUUCCUGUUUGGUUGCCAGGUUGCGAGGCUUCUGAGCAGCGAGUGCUCCUUCCCCACCAUCAUGCUGCUGCCAGCCAGGGCUCUACCGCUCACACGCGCAUGCUUCCCAUGUGCCUGCUGCCAUGGUAACGUCUACUACGACACGCCCAACCAGAUCCUGUAUGUCCUCGAGAGCAAGCUCCAAAAUGCCGGGGAGUUUGUCUCUGUACUCUUACACUCCAUGGCCUACAUUAGUUCAGGCUCUGCUCCAAAAGACGUCAGUAGGGCUCUCCAUCUGGCUAUAUCUGCCCUCAGCACACAGCUAUUCCAUGUCUCCUUCGCGCCGGAGCGAUUGAAAGACGAGUUGGACGAGGAGAGUUCCCAGGUCGCCUUUGGAACAUUAGUGGAGGACUUCCUCAGCAUUCAGGUUCCUACAGAAACCCAGUUUUCUCCGGCUCUGCUGGCAGAACGCUUGCAGGACUACAAGUACUUCAAACUGGAGCAGCUCCUGUUGGAGUUGAAACCACCUCCGCCCAAGAGAUCCACACACAGUCCUGGACAGACGGGUCUUAAAAUGCCCGUGCAGGUACUUUGUGCGGAGCAGGAACUAGAGCGCCUUAAUGAAGUUUACCAACAGCUCAGCUCACGCCUUUCUGGUACAGUGCACACGGAAGAGAGCCAAUUACAUCUCAACAAAGCCCUACAGGAGCAGGCGUCGAUGUUGAAACUUCAACAGCACACAGUCGAGCAGAAGCUGAAGGAGAUGAGAGAGAGGCUGUCUAAAUUCAGCCCUGUCCGUAGAGCUGAGCGUCAGGGUGACAGCCCCUCCCAAACUACAGAGCAAGCACAUCCAGUCAGCCAGUCUCCCAGCCCACAGCUAAACAGUGGCGCAGAUGUCCAGGGUCCAGGCACUGAGUAGUCCCCCAGAUGUCCAGGGUCCAGGCACUGAGCAGUCCCCGAGAUGUCCAGGGUCCAGGCACUGAGCAGUCCCCCAGAUGUCCAGGGUCCAGGCACUGAGCAGUCCCCCAGAUGACCAGGGUCCAGGCACUGAGUAGUCCCCCAGAUGACCAGGGUCCAGGAGGAAACAACACUGUAAGCACCUGCAAGCUGUGCAGAGGGAAAAGACAGGGUGGCCUCAGCUGGUCUCCUAAAGAAAAAAAUAAAAUGCUUACAAAUAUUACUUUUUACCCUUUGACCCAUCCUGAAAUAUCAAAACAACUGAUCAUAAUGAUCUGAGUAUAAAGUAAAUACCAUUUUUAAUUUAAGACAAUUAAACCUUUUGCUUUAGUGUUUCCUAAACUAUGGCCAUGUCCCCUAAUUUAUUGACAGUUUCUGGACUUGUAAACGAUGUAGUUUUGUAUUUACAAUUUUGUGUCUCUUAUGUUCAUGUAUCAACUAUGCUGAAAUAUUGUUGAUUAAUCUUACAAAGAAAUUAACAAGUUUCUCUAUUUUAAUUAUACAUAUACUUUAGUUAAAUUUGUCUUUCAUGAUUGGUGGUUCUUUUUAUUUCCUAAUAGAAAUGGAAGCCCGUUCACUCCGAUAUAAAGAUGAUAAAAGCUUACUUUGUGUUUUUGCAAUAUAAAUUGCCUUCAUUUUUCAACCGGUUCCCUAAGGGUGACAGUUAACCAAUCAAGCAACAUCAUCAACCACUAUUUUAAUGAACUCUGUCUUAAAAGACCCGCCAGUUCUGUCUGGCUUUGGGGGAUAAAUGCUAAAACCAGCCUUUAUCACAAUGCUCCAUUUAUUUCUUUUAAGGGUUACCAUCUAUACCCACAUGUCUCUUCAACAGAUCGCGCACAUCACUAAACCUGUGGCCUCCUUCCCAGCAUUGCGCCCUGUUAAUUGGUGACUACUUCCAAAGUAUUCGCUCAAAAGAGAGUCGGCCUAUUGGGAACUGUUAGCUGGAGUAACCGCCCCCCCCUCCCCCCCGGAGCUCCCGCCCUCCACCCGCGUCGCCAGUGGACUGAUUAGGUUUCCAUCUUGCCCCUUAUCAAUUAGAUUAACGGUAAAAACGAUCGCGCGUGCUGCGCCUGGCCAACUAGCCACUUAACAUAGCUUUCAUCUGCUAUCGUGAAUGUCACACAUGACGUUGUGCCUUUUUGCCCUCGCUGUCGGUUUAACGAGGCAUUUGGAGACUGAGGCGUUUACAGGUUGGCAUUCUGUGUUUCUGCUGAGGGGGCUGUGCUCCCUGUUGUCAUAGCUAUUUCUGUCCUGGUUCUCUCCCUUACGAACAGCUGAGAGUUCAACGCUUAAACUGCAUAAACAAUUCGAUCUGGUGCAGCACACAGGCGACUUCUGUUUGCUGCAGCAGUCAGUGGUUUGUUGGUGCUAUGGGACCUUUGUAGAAGGAAUAGUCUUUCCAUUAAGGAACCCUACUCUAGUAAGUGUUUAAAUUUAUUAUUCAUACUGCAUAAAGUGAAUGUUUACUUAACUGCAUUGGUUUACCUAGUGGAAGUCUGGAAAGAUCUCCCAGUAAGUGUAGUACUACAUACAAGCAAACUUUCUUUGGAGGUGCAUCUCAUAUCUCAUAAACAGUACAAAUACAUACACAGAACAACAGUCUCAGUACAUGUGUUGUAUGUGGGGUAUAUCCCAGGGGGGUUACUGCCAGAUACGUGUAGGGUUCUGCUCAUUCUUUCCUGUUUUAGGAGCAGAGUUUCUUCCUUGAGUCUGUUGAUUAAACACAUAAUGUUGGAGAGUAACUCAAUACUGGAUGGUAGUUUGUGCUGGUCAGCUGCCAAGCUGCAGAGGACGAGGAAAAGAGCAAUAGCCCAGGAUCAUAAUCCUUCUGUGUAUGUACGGAAUAACGGAGAUACCACACAACUUGCAGAAUACAUGACAAAGCAAUCUGUUCCACUGGAUAACUGUUGGAUUUAUGCAGUUUCAUCUGUUCUGAUAUUUGAAAUACUACUACUGUUCAAUAAAAAUCUUUUUUUUUUAAUUUACCACGCAAACAGACAAUCAUGGCAGCUGCAGUAAGUAAUUCAUGAUCAAUGAUCAUAUAGACAUCUUAAAAUCUGUUCUUUUAUUUGAGUUUUUUCUUUUCACAUGUUGUUUACACUCUCCUAAACCAAAUGCCUAUUUGAAGUAUAGAUGAAAAAAGCAUCACAGUCCUGUUUUUUGCUGUUUUUGUUUGCAAUUUGUAUAAACAACAAUCGUAUUAAAGAAUAUGAUGGAAAUUAUAUCAAUUUUAUGUUCUAGAGUGCUGUGAUAUAAAAUCUAUUGUUAUUCAGUGCAUAUUAGAAGUUGACGUGCUUGUGAAAUGUAUUUGUUUGGAUGUCUUUAGCUUGCCUGAAACAGAGGAACAUGCGUUUGCGAUCACAGUGGAUAAGAAUGCUAGCUAAAAGUAAUGGCGGUAGCACAUUGUCCUGGAACAUCUGGAGUUCUAAGCGUUAAACUGAGAAGCUCCCUGCUCAUACCUGAAAUGGAAGGUGAGGAGGUCAACCCGCUGCAGGCUUUGGCAGAGUCAUGGUUUGUUCUUGCUUUCUUCACCUCACAGUUUAAGCUACAGGUGAAGAUCGUGGUCAGGGCAGGCAGCUACGUAAUGGAGCAGUAUUGUUUGUCUGUAAAGCGGGCAUGUCCUACCCAGGCUCAACAGCUGGUGCAGGUCAUAUUCGUUAUGCAGGGAGAACAACACUGGCCGGACCUGAUCACUGCUCCUUGCAGAGAGAGCCAAACAAAAUGUUAACCUCAUCUACCUUAUUCACAAAGGCCAGAACAUCCCAAAACCGCUUGGUCAUGUGUGCUUGGGAAGCUUUUCUACUUCCUCACGACUGACGCUGGUGAGAACGCACUCUUCUCUUGGGCUGAGGGCAUCACCAGACACUCCUGACCUGUGGCAUGCCAUUCAUAUCCAUCAGGUCUGCCUCAGCUGCCGACAUUAAACAGCAGGAAAGGAAACGUCAGUCUCAUAAAUCUGAAAUGCCUACACAAACGUGAGGUACAAAUGGCAGGUCUAUGAGGACACACAGGGUGAAGAAACAUCAAAACUUCAUGCUUUCAGCCACACUUCACUUGAAUACAGUCUAAAAGGGCCAUUGUGUUACACAUCUGUAGAUUACAGGAGAAUACUGUAUAUGCACAUUAAAAGUUCUUCACCAUUAUUGUAAAAUACAAUACACCCACAGUUAAAAUAUGCAGUACUUACCUCCGUGCAGCAUGGUAAUAAGCAUUUGUAGUCUGCUUGAGGUACCAGUCCAGCAAGCCUUUCAUAAGUCAAAGACAAAAGUGUGACUGAUCCAGGGAGGUGCGGUGGAGCAGCGUGCUGCGUUGGUUACCAUCACCUGACUCCUGUGUGCUGGAGAGACAAGAGCAUUGUUAAUCAAAGUGGAUAAUUUAGCAUGAAGCUUGCAUUCAGGGUUUAGACAUAUCAACUCUUUGGGAUACAAAUUAUGCACACCUUUCUGCAAGUAUGGCUAUUUUGGAGCAAAGACGCUGAAGUGCAUGAAUAAAUCACAUGCAUUACGUGCACACGAGUAGCCCUGGGUUAUUUGGGAGAACUCUCUGCUCCCACCCAGAUGGCAGAAACGCACAGCCGAGCCAAGCUCUCCCAAGGGUUCACGACCCCACCUAAGGGAAAUCCUCUCCACAUGCCUGACUCACUAUAUGGUGAGGAACAAAUGGCACUGUUUUGGUCUUACAAUAGCUACAAAUGCAAUCUACAAAUGUACACCAUAAUCUAUUUUAUAUUUUAGUGGGGUGGUAUAAUAAAUAUAAAUGUAACCUGAGCUGUUAAUAUGCAGUGGUAAUCAUUUAUAUUUCCUGACCAUUGUAGAAAAUAAAUAUUUGCUUUAUGUUUUUUUUUUUAAACCUUGGGUUGGGACCAAUUGCAGUGAGGAGCAAAAGGUUAGUUUGCUAUGGACAGUGGACUGCUGUGUGUGCUGUGUGUAGAGAUGUGUAGAGAUCAC